GAAGUGCCAUGGGCACGGGGAAGCGAGCGCGUGUUGUUGGUAUUGGCUGCACGAGGCUGCGUCAUUUCCUGACAGAGGACAGUCGGAGGCGAGAGAGUCGCCAGUCGUCUCCACUCUGUCGCUGGAAUAACGUCUGCAAAGCGGAGCCACCUCCACGCUGCAACCGCACAGAUCAAGAGGGGAAGAAAGACCAACAAACAGGCGACUGAGAAACGGUGGAGUUGCUUGGUCCGUGAAACGCUGCUGGAUUUAUACUUUACGUCGUUUGGAAGUAAAACCGGAGUCCGGAGCGGGAUAGAGUGAACUCACUGGGGAGCGUGAGAACAAAAAUAACUUUUUAUUUUCUUUUUCUUCGUUGAGUUAAAAAAGCCUUUCAUUGUGACUUGCGUGCGCAACAGUCGGGCCAAGUCGUUUCGAGAUCUGGUGUUGAUUUAUUCCGCCUUGUGGAGCUGUUGGCGGUGAGGCGGACACCAGAGAAGCGGUGGCACGGCAGCCACCUGACCUUCUGGAAAAUAAGACGGCAGCUAAUGACACGCAGGCUGACAUCCUUACGUGGCUUAUUACUAAGCUCUCUGACGGAGCGGGACGAGUUUUGCGCGAGGCUGUUGCACGUCCGGGGUUUGACGCACCGCUUCGGACGUGAAGUUUACAGAAUUCAAUUACCGAUAUUAAAAUUAUGGUAAGUGCUAAUUAACUGGUGUCAACUGUGAAAUUGAAUUAGUUGGGCUUAAUUGCCCGUUGAAGUCGCCGCUUUCAUCGUGUCCAGCCAGUUGCAAACAAUAAGUGGAUCAUCUGUCAGAGCCAGACAGCAUGGAUAUAACCGGAGUGCACGUCCUCCACCGGUCGUGAUGCCGAGCACCGGUCUGAUCCCGUGCCACCAGCCCGUCAUGCCUGCUCUCUGACUCGCACAAGUGUUGCGCCGCGUCCCGGUCACCUCGCCAGGAUGAGCAGCACCGACCUGGAGCGCAUGUCGCUCAGCUCCUCGGCCAACUCGGUGGCGUCCAGCGCGCGGACUCUUUCGGCCAACGUGAGGAAGCUGCAUAACGCGCUCAACCUCCUGCUCAACGACUUCGAGAGGGAGCAGUUUAUCCACUGCCUCAACGUCUACCACUCCAAACGCAAUGUGUACGACCUGGUGCAGACCCUCAACGUCAUCCUCAACGCACCCAGCAAGAGGCAACUUCUGCCCAUGCUGCGGUUGGUCAUCCCCCGCUCCGACCAGCUUCUGUUCGAGCAGUACACCUCGGAGGGCCUCUACUUAAAAUCGGAUUUAGUUGCGAGCAACGGAAACGCCGAACCUCAGCCGAGCGACUUCCCCAGCGCCAGCCCGACCCCCACGGGGCAUUUCUCGCCUAACAACCCGCCGGAGUUUCAGGUGGCGUUGCGCGGCUCCCCGGACAGCUUCAGCACCAGCAGCGACGGGACAGCUCCACUGGUGCCGCUCCUCGGGAGGAACUUCAUCCACGAGCCGCCGGGCGAGCUGCGGCAGGUCACCAUGAAGCGGCACAAGAGCAACGAGGGCCUGGGCUUCAGCAUCCGCGGCGGCUCGGAGCACGGGGUCGGCAUCUACGUGUCCCUGGUGGAGCCGGGCAGCCUGGCGGAAAAACAGGGUCUCCGAAUCGGUGAUCAGAUCAUGAAGGUCAACGAUAAAGUCUUCGACAAAGUCACUCAUGCUGAAGCAGUUAAGGUGCUGAAGGGCAGUAAAAAACUUUGUCUCUCUGUGCGUUCAGUCGGCCGGAUUCCGGGUGGCUAUGUCACCAACCAUGUUUAUACCUGGGUUGAUCCUCAGGGUCGGAGCGUGUCCCCUCCUCCUGACCUGCCUGAGCAUCGUAGCGCCACCCUCAGAAGAACUGACAGCCAGAGACGCAGCAACAUGCAGCUAUUGCAAGAGGGGGAUGAGAAGAAGGUCAACUUGGUUUUGGAUGACGGCCGGUCUCUGGGUCUUAUGAUCCGCGGGGGAGCAGAAUAUGCUUUGGGUAUUUACAUCACCGGAGUGGACCAGGGCUCAGCAGCAGAGUGUGGAGGACUCAAGGUCGGCGACCAGAUCUUGGAGGUGAACGGCCGCAAUUUUCUGAGCAUCCCGCACGACGAAGCCGUCAGGGUCUUGAAGUCGUCACGGCACCUGAUGAUGACGGUGAAAGAUGUGGGCCGUCUGCCGCACGCCAGGACAGUGGUGGGUGAGACCAAGUGGAUCCCCAGCUCGCAGAUCGCAGAGAGUUCCGCCAACAGCAGCAUGGCAGGCUUCUCGAUGGACAAAGGAGCCUCUGCUGCAGGAAAGCCUGGGUUUUAUAAAGGCGUGGCGGGCUCUCAGGUGACCCUGUCCAGCCUGGUGAACCAGUCGCGGGCCAUGCUGGAGGAGCAGGCGCGCCACUUGCUGACGGAGGCGGAGCGCCAGACCAUGGGCUACUAUGUGGAGGAGUACCAGGACGGACACAUCGGGGUGGAGCAGCUCGUCGUGGCGCUGUUCGAGCUGCUCAACACGCAUGCGAAGUUCUCUCUGCUGUCCGAGGUGCGAGGCCUGGUCACCCCCCAGGACCUGGAGCAUUUUGACAGGCUGGUGCUGCGUCGUGAAAUUCAGGCUCUAAAGGCGCGACAGGGGACAGCCGGGGCCACGUCACUCCAACCAGACUCCCUCUCCAUGGUGUCGUACCCGGACACCCUGACCUCAUCCUCGGCCAGCUUCAUGACCAGCACCACGCUCAGCUCUGCUCGGAACGACAGUGCGGUGGAGAGUAAUGAGGAUGUUCCUCCGGAGAGUCUGAACGCGCUGCUGACUGACAUCUCUCUGGACGAUGUACAGUCUACCACAGCUGAGUCCCCCCCCUCCUUCAAGCCUCCGCCCCCACCAGGGGCGCAGAGGCGCCCAAGUAGACAAGAACUGUUGAACAAAUGCCCCUCGUCCGAAUCUUCCCACUCAGGCCUGUACUUCACAGCCCCCUCCUCUCACAACCACAACAAAGAGCCAGGACACACCCCCGCCUCGCCCUCGCUGCACCACAAACGAGAGCAUCCCAGGGACUCGUCUCGGGACUACGCCGCUGUCAGAAAGAGAGAUCCCUCGGUACCUUCCAAGAAGGAACAAAUGACAGCUGCACAGCUGUCUAUGGUCACCCAGCAUAACAUCGGCCCUUUCCCCAGGGUCCAGUCCCCCAGCAGAGGCAGCAAACCCGCUGCCCCGUCCCCUUCACCCCCACCUCCACCUCCACUCCCUGCUCCUCCUCCACCCCCUUCUCUACCUCUUAAGCCAGUGUCCAUGUCCAAAGCCUCCUCCGCCUCCUCUGCUGGCAAUAAACAGCAGUUUGUUACAGUGGAGGUCCACAGACCCAACGCGGAGCCCGACGUCAAUGAGGUGCGGCCCCUGCCCCAAGCUCGAGGUGGCACCCUGUCUCAGCUGUCAGACAGCGGCCAGACCCUCAGUGAGGACAGCGGGGUUGACAUAGCUGAGUCAGGACACAUCAGCAAAGACAGCAGCUCCCAUUCGUCACACGCACGCCACCCCCGAGAGACCCAGGGGUGUGGGGUGGAUAACCCCUCCAAACCGCCAGGGCUGUUGGAGCCCACCUCUACAUUAGUGAGAGUAGCAAAGAGUGCCAGCACCCUGGGUAUUGCCAUUGAAGGUGGAGCCAACACUCGCCAGCCGCUCCCACGAAUUGUCACAAUACAGAGGGGUGGUUCAGCUCAUAACUGCGGCCAGCUGAAGGUGGGUCAGGUGAUCCUUGAAGUAAACGGGGUUUCCCUGAGGGGCCGAGAGCACAGAGAUGCUGCACGCCUCAUUGCUGAGGCCUUCAAGACCAAAGAGAGGGAUUACGUGGACUUCCUGGUCACCGAGUUCAAUGUGGCACUAUAGCUGAGUGGAGGAGGAGAGAGGACGAUGAAGAGGGCAGAAGAAGAAGAGUCCGAGGACAACAUGAGGAAUUCACGUCUUUUGAUUAAAAUGGCACAACUCUUUUAGACUUAAACAACCACAAACUGAUCUCUGAGCCCCUCUCCUUUCUCAUUAACCCCCCUCCCCUUGAGUCUGGACACAUGUUGCUGAAAUUUACAAGGUAUUACUUCUGCUGUGGACUUCGUUCAGGAUUCUCCUCAACAUUUUACCUCCCCACUGUGAGACCUUAUGCACUAAAACGCAAAAGUUGUGAAACUCAUACCUUUUUUUCUUCUCUCAGUAAUAAAACAUGGAUUUAUAAUCAUUUGAAAACUACUGGAACUUCUCGUAGCACGCCCUCGUCACAUGGUCGGUUUAUUUUAUUUGCUUUUUGCUUCUGUCUGAGAGACAACUGCACAUCUAAGACUGAUUAAUGCUCGACUUUACAAGCUUGGAUUUGUAUAUGUAAAAAUGAACAAAUGUAGAUACAGAUGCAUAUAUACUGUACACAUAAAGAUAUAUGAAUUAUAAAACCCAUAACCCCUGUUGCAUCAUCAACAUAUAGUAUAUAUAUAUAUUUCAAAUAUGAUGAUAAUUCAGGCCAUGCUGGCUAUAUGGCAUUCUACAGAUUUUACUGUGAAGCUACCAGUCUGUCUGUGUAUUUCCACAAAAAAAGAAAUGGAUAAAUCAUGUCAGGUUAACAAAAAAAUACAUUACAUGCUCCUAUUUGUUUGAUCAGACGUCAGAAAAGACUAUACACAUGAAUGACCUCAUAUGCAUAUAAAUGCAAAUCUUUCCACAUCUCCAUGUGUAUGUAUAUUGUUCGAGACUAUGUCCACACUUAACCAGCUAAAUUUAAAAGUGCUGUGUACUUAUGAGUACAACAUACUUCAUCGUCUCCUGCAAACCCCUAGUUGCAGGGUCUGCGGGAAAUUAUACAGGGAUGUAAUUACAGGAAAGUAAAUAGUGAUCUAUAGUGUAAAGUAAAAGAUAUUCUUGUAUUUCAAAUUCAUCGGUCAAACGUGGCCACCAAACAGGCCCGGGGAGUCUGGCACCAUCUAGUUCCUGUUAGUAUGUACUUGACAGUGACUGGACACUGCUUAAAUAAUGAAGCUCUACAUCAAAAUUUCAGGAAUUGUAAUUUUGAUAAUAUGUUCAUAACAGCCAAGUGUUCUACUAUUUUGGAAGGCUCAAUUUUCAUGUGCAAAAAAAACACUGAAUCAGACAUACGUUUUCAGAUUUGACCACUCCAGAGUGGAUAAAAUCCUGCAGU
Scatophagus argus is the source of this 5138-nucleotide messenger RNA. It is a transcript of the gene whrna, whose product is annotated as whirlin a. The record is from RefSeq and is a predicted model, not a curated record. The transcript has 12 exons. Lineage: Eukaryota; Metazoa; Chordata; Actinopteri; Scatophagidae. The coding region runs from base 944 to 3847 and encodes 967 amino acids. Gene Ontology annotation, cellular component: stereocilia ankle link complex; stereocilium tip; plasma membrane. Gene Ontology annotation, biological process: sensory perception of sound; auditory receptor cell stereocilium organization. Gene Ontology annotation, molecular function: protein binding.